Chironomus riparius is the source of this 853-nucleotide messenger RNA. Lineage: Eukaryota; Metazoa; Arthropoda; Insecta; Diptera; Chironomidae. The record is from the annotation of a GenBank genome assembly.
AAUUCUAUAAUUAAGCAUUAAAUCAUGAAUAGCAAGUCAUCUGAUGAAGAAGAUUCUCAAAUUUUACCUGAUGACAUAUCAAAAAUCAAGCCAGGAAUGUUUAUUAGUGGCUGGGACGACUCGGAAAAUGACAUUGGAAUUGAAGAAGAUAAGAAUCCGCAUGCAACAUUAGAACGAGAGAUCUUAUGGGCAGCAUCAGAAGAAGACAAAAAUGAUUUAGUUGAAGAAAUAUUGUCAAAAGAUCCAUCACAAGUUCAUGCCGUCGAUCGUGAUGGAUAUACUCCACUCCAUAAAGCAGCUUACAACAAUAAUUACGAGUUGGCACAAUUGCUAUUCAAAUAUAAAGCAGAUCCGAACAAGAAAACUGAAUAUCAUUGGACACCUUUGCAUUCAGCAUGUAAGUGGAAUAACUCAAGAAUGGCAGCUCUUUUACUUCAGCACGGUGCAGAUAUAAAUGCUCGGUCGGAAGGCGAUCAAACACCUUUGCAUAUCACUACGUCAGUAUCGUCAUGCCGAGAUACGCUAGUUACGCUCUUUAUGAAUCCAAAAAUUGAUCCCGAUAUUAGAAAUAAUUCCAAUGAAAUAGCUUAUCAAAUAGCUAAACGUACUGGAAUGUCUUUUCCAUUAUUCGAUAUGGUUGAUAAAGCUCUAUUUAUAAAUACUGGGAUCAUUGAUUAAUAUAUUUAACAUUUCUGAGAAAAUCAUUCUUGUUUUGUGGCUUUUCAGCACAAAUAUAAUGACUGCGAUAGUUGGACUUUAAAGUAUUUACUUUUUGGCCUGUUGGAAGUGCGUCGGGCUUAUUUUACUUUACUGUUAAAUUCUAUUAUUUUGAAUCAGUUUGUUUCAUUGGCGG